This is a messenger RNA of Jaminaea rosea, 1509 nucleotides long. RefSeq names its product DNA glycosylase. Gene Ontology annotation, cellular component: nucleus. The record is from RefSeq and is a predicted model, not a curated record. NCBI's taxonomy places the organism in Eukaryota, Fungi, Basidiomycota, Exobasidiomycetes, Microstromatales. The coding region runs from base 1 to 1509 and encodes 502 amino acids. Gene Ontology annotation, biological process: nucleotide-excision repair; base-excision repair; base-excision repair, AP site formation. The transcript has 2 exons. Gene Ontology annotation, molecular function: 8-oxo-7,8-dihydroguanine DNA N-glycosylase activity; damaged DNA binding.
AUGGCCUCGUCAUCAUCAUCAUCAUCCGCCCCUCGGCCCCCACCAGGCUACUCCUUCAUCCCGGCGACGCCCGCCUCGAUCCUCCUGCCGCUCACUAUCUCCAAUAAGUGCGGGCAGAGCUUCCGGUGGAGGAGCGUGAGGGUGCCGCGAUGGCAGGAGGAGGAGGAGAAACCGGCUCUCGAUGUCGAGGACGACAACAGCAUGGACACGGAAUAUUCCAUCUGCCUCUCAGAUCGAGUCGUCUUCCUCCGUCAAGACGCUUCACGCGGCUACCUGUAUCAUCGGACCCUUGCACCCGACCCGCAAGCCGCCUCGACAUCUUCCAGCCUCGCCACCUCCACUGCAGCCUGGCUCCACUCCUACCUCUCCCUCACCGUCCCCCUCGAGUCCCUCUACAGCGAAUGGUCAGCCCGUGACCCCGUCUUUGCUAAAACGGCGCCUCGAUUCAAGGGGAUCAGGAUGCUACGACAAGACCCUUGGGAGACUCUGUGCGCUUUCAUCUGCUCGAGCAACAACAAUAUUGCGAGGAUAGGAGGGAUGGUGCAGAAUCUUUGCAGUCAUUACUCGCCGAAGCUGUUGAGCCACGAGUAUGAGGGCGUAGGGGAGGAUCCCGAUGUGAGAAUGACGGUGGACUACCAUCCAUUUCCCUCGCCUGCUAGUCUGGCGGGGAAAGGGGUAGAGGCGCAUCUGAGGCAGAUUGGGUUCGGGUAUCGCGCAAGGUAUAUUGCGGAGACGGCUAGGAUGCUUUGUGAUGCUCAUGGGGGCGUGGAGGUCAAUGAUGCGCUCUUCAAUAGUGUCGCAGAAGCCCUCAAGGGAGAGCAAGCUACCGUCAAGGGCGACACACCCUCUCCCUCUUCCACAGUCUACACCCACCUCCUCUCACUCCGUACCCUCUCCUAUACUGCAGCGCGCGAGGCCCUCCUACCCCACCCAGGUAUAGGCCCCAAAGUAGCGGAUUGCAUCCUCCUCAUGUCUCUUGACCAGCCGGCUUCCAUCCCAGUGGACAGGCACGUCUUCCAGUUCGCGGCAAAGCAGUACGGCCUCCGCGGCAAGAAGGCAGCAAAGUACGAGGACCUGGCAGAUUUCUUUAGAGAGCUCUGGGGAGAGUGGGCGGGAUGGGCGCACAGUGUCUUGUUCAUGGCGGAUUUGAGGGCUUUCCAGGAUUACGGAAAUGGGGUGAAGAAGGAGGAGAAGAAAGAGGAGGGGCUGGAAGUCAAGAUAGAUGGAGCGGAGGAGGGACAAGAAGAGGCAAAGGAGCCGGCGCAGUCAGAGGAAAGCGUGAAGAGGGCGGAGAGAGCUGCAAAGAGGGGAGCGAUGGCCUUGACGACGCCAUCUUCUGCGAUGAAGAAGAACAGGAGGGCGAGUGGCAAAGGCGCAGACAAGCGGCUAGACGAGACGUACGAUGGUGUCAAGGUGUCGCCAACGUCGAAUGGCGUCAAGAUCAAGGCGGAGGACAGCAGAGGUAGCAGCGUGGAGAAUCAUCUCAACGCCUCACUCCGAGACGAGUAG